This is a messenger RNA of Dermacentor andersoni, 2903 nucleotides long. RefSeq lists its product as uncharacterized. Lineage: Eukaryota; Metazoa; Arthropoda; Arachnida; Ixodida; Ixodidae. The record is from RefSeq and is a predicted model, not a curated record.
GCUCGUGUCAAGCUCGCGGGUCGCGCAGCCCGGCACGCACCAGUGUUCCAACGGUCGUCGCGAGGGCUGCCACGCAGGGCCGCCGAGCGUCGGGGGGGAGCCUUCCUCGACCGCGUCUACCCAGAAGAGGGGCAGCCGUCCGGGCCGCCGCCGCGCCCGCCAAGCUUGAAAGUCACCGUUCCCGUAACCUCCAACAUCUUCAAACAUGGAUCUCAAGCUGGCGGUGUUGUGUGCCAUACUCUUCAUGGGCUUGGGAGCUUCCGGAGCCUACAUUAAAAAUCUUGUAACCGAAGAUUCGCCUCCUAAAAGACCCGUUCUGAACGUUGCUACCGGAAACAAUACGAAGAAAUGCGAUUACCUGCAGCUUGCUAAGACUUACACCCGUUGCUCGAUGCCUUUUUACGCUGACUUCAUAAGCGACUCUCUUCAAUCGAACCCAUCAUCGUGCAGCCCACUGAACACAUUCCAGACGUGCCUGCGAGAUGUCCUUGAGAAGACCUAUUGUUCAAACGACACAACGCUCUUGACACCUACAAUUCAGUUCUUUACAAACAAUAUAUUGAGCACUUAUGAACAAGCCUGCAACACUGCCUCGGAAAGAAAAAAUCUUCUUCCUGUUGCCAACAGCGCCGACGCUUCAGAAAAGAAAAACUUGAGUAAUGAUGUAAACUCAACUGUAAGUCACGAUGAUGCUUCUUUCAGUAAGAGCCUGGUUGAAGAAAGUGGCCGGAAGAGCACUACAGCUACUAGUGAAGCAAACGAUAGUAACCACCAAACGCAGACGCUCCCCUCAGCCGAACCAAACAAGAAAGCAUUCAUUGAAGAAAAGCCAGCCUCGGACAAUAAUUCGAAUGCAUUUUCAAACGAUAUGGCAGGAGUGACUAACGCAGACAAAGCUUGGAGGCCAGUCAAUCAAUCUUCCGAUGCCGACGACCGAAAGAGGAUGUCUAUUGACGAUCCCUGCGAGCCUAAACUCAAUACUGGCUACAAGUUCCCUCCGACGUGCGCAAACCGAUCAUUGCUUCGACGGAUGUUCACAUGCGGAGUUUCCAUGCAUGAAUUUAUAUUGCACGACCAACACCCUUGCAAGUGCUUUAUGAACUAUCGUGAAUGCAUUAUGAAAGCAAGGAAAGAACUUAACUGCGAUGGUGGCAAUGAUAAGGAUGACCCCAUUCUUGUCACAGUGAAGUUAAUCGAGAGCUUGAUGCUCAGCUGGUACCAAAACCCAUGCGCCACUUACGAACAAAAUCACAAAGCACGAGCCAGCCUUGUAGGCAGUACUGAGCGCAUUUGUGAUGCGACGAAGGGCUCGAUUGCGUCGGUCGUAUGCUACGCAACUUACUUAGCCAUGACCGAACUGAAGACGCCGGCACCCUGGACAAACCAUAACGACGCUUGCAGCGCUGUCAUCGACGUCAAUAGAUGCCUGGCCGCUGCGGAACACAAAAGCAACUGCACCAACCUUGAAUUUACGAGUCAUUCAAGGAAGUUCCUUAGGGUUAUCACGUCUGGCAAGGAUUUACAAUGCCCAGGGGAGAAUGCUUUGCCGAAUGUACAAGCAUUAGCCGCAUACGUGAAGCCCGGAUGCCAGCGCAGCAAAGCACUCAAGAGAGCUCUUCGAUGUUCAGUAAGCUUCCAAGACCUGGCUGACACGGAGCACGAGUUCACUCCUUCGCAGCCUGUACCAUGCGGACACGUUUCACGGCUCCACACGUGUCUUGAAGACUCGGUUGAAGGCACCGGCUGUUAUGGGGACAUCAACGUUCACUCUGAAAUCAAGCUGUACAAGAAAGUGCUUGAAGACGCCUACGAUGUCCGGUGCCUCGUGGAAGAGCAGCCAGAGGCAGACUUUCGUGCAAAGAACAAGCAACACAUGCUGAGGCCUCAUGCUAAAAAUAUAUACAAUCAAGUGUCCGGCUCCAGUGGGCUCCGAAGCUGGCGGAUUGAUCUGGGUCUUUACGAUAAGAACACCGAGAACGUGGGCUACUACUACGACGACUCAGCGGAAGGACGCAAGGCCGUUUUCGCUGGUCCCAGGAUCAUAGCGAUGCACCCCGACGACUCGGAGUAUAGCGACUAUGACCGUUCGGACACCCUUUACCAGAAGGCGCGCGACUCCAACGCCCCGAAUGGUUGGCGGCCACUGGCGAUGCGCCUCGAAGAACACGCUUCCACGACGUCCAAGGUCGCGGACGCAGCGGCGGUCGACAUCUCAUCGAAUGACACUACCCCACAGACCCUGUUGCAGUUCUUCAAACCAGAAAACAACGUAGAAACUGUGCCGAGGGCGCGCUCCGCAGAGCUCCAGAAGGUCGAGCAGAUUGCCAAGAAGGCUCGUGGAAAGAAGGCCACUGGAGAAGAUGACUACUUCUUCGGGAACGACUACGUCGAAAAUUCGGAGCUUGCAAUGUUCCCCAACGGGCUCGAUAUGUUCCGUCACUUCAGAGGAGGCGCACUGGCCAAGAUGGAGAACGUCGUAUCUGUUAACAAGUCUGAGCUGGGCGCCAAUGAGUGCCCGGCCGAAAAGGUCAAGCUGGCGCUCGGUCUCUGCAAUGCGACCUUGAGGGGGCUUCUACUCCGUUGGCCAAACGUCAGCGAUGUGGGUCUGCCCCUGGACGGCAGCAGCGCAGGAGUUAAGCAGUUCUGCAGCGACCUGAACUCCUACAGGGGGUGCCUGGCCGCGGUCCUGAAGGCUUACAACUGCAGCCACAUGCAGGCAAUCAACGGAGUCUUUGAGGCAUACAGAAAGAAGAUGCGGCUUCCUUACUGCGCCUCCUCCGGUAGCUGGACCCGCGCAGCAGUGUCCACUUUAUUUGUUGGCCUGCUGGCGAACGUUGUGAAGCAAUACAUUUAAUCAUAAGGACCAAGAAGGCCGAUUAAAUUUCACAUUUUUCGAGCUAUUA